Messenger RNA from Sparassis crispa, 1638 nucleotides. RefSeq lists its product as hypothetical. The transcript is spliced from 5 exons. NCBI's taxonomy places the organism in Eukaryota, Fungi, Basidiomycota, Agaricomycetes, Polyporales, Sparassidaceae. Bases 1 to 1638 code for a protein of 545 amino acids. The record is from RefSeq and is a predicted model, not a curated record.
AUGACAUUAAAAUGCCUGGGGUGUCUCAAGGAAUUCAAACAUGCUCGAGGACUCAGCAAUCACACCGUGCCAUGCAAGAAACACCAUGAGCUUACACAGAAGGGGCUUCGUGCGCAGGAAGUCAAACACCAGAAGAAGAAAGCAGAGAGGAAAGAGAAGAAACGAUGCUGCGAGGAGAUAAGGGAGGCGAAUACAGACCUAGUGGAAGGGGUCAAUCAUGAUUUGAUUGAACUGCAGGAGCUUGGACAAGAUGCCGGAGAAGGGAUGCCGAUUGAGCCUGCUCCUGGCAGUGAAGAUGCGCAUCCAGCGGUCUCCACGAGGUCUGGUCGACGACUUCGUGUCCCGAGAGGUCUCGCCGACUAUAUUCCUCAACCCUUCCAUGGUAUACCAGCACAUAUACCCAGGCCAAUGCGUCUGCAGAGGAGACGCAAGGGAGCAGCUGAUCCAGUUGAUGCUUCGCAGCUAGAGGAAGACCGCGCUGCUGACAUCACUCCUAUGACUGUGGAGGAUGUUCCUGAUAUAGAUGCUGCAGACCUUGCUAUCAAGACUGAGCUGAACACCUUUGGAUUGUACCGAGUCUAUGCAGUCAAACCCCAGAAGGAUCCAGAGGAUGAAACCACCCUGGAUACAUUGUGCGACUCACCCACCCUAGCUACUGCACCAGAAACGACUGCGCGAGGGCGUAGUCCUCUUCACCAUUUGCGCCAAACGUUUGCAGACACUCUGCAACACACGCGUGAUAAUUUCUUCACCCCCUUCCUGAACGCCACGACCUACCGCCUUAUAAACUGGAUGUAUCGGCCUUCUGAUACGAAGUCCAUUGAAGAAAUGGACAGUCUCGUUCAUGACCGGCUAGACAAGCAUUCUCAGACUUCAGAUGCCUUCUCUGCUGAUGAUGUCUGGGUUAAAGGUACUGUCAAGAUCCACUUGCCUAAGGAACACACUCGAUUCAAAUCUGAGGCCGAUGCCCCCGAAUUUGAAGUCUCCGGAAUCUACUACCGCAGGCUUCUCGAGGUUAUCAAGGCCACUUAUCAAGACACUGCAGCACGGACGUUCCACUGGAUACCGUUCAAGCUAUUCUGGCGCCCUCACUAUGACAGCUCUGAAGACUCUGACUCGGAUGAUUCAGACGACGAUGCUGGCGAUAUUCGAGUUUACACCGAGUUGUACAACUCCGAUGCCUUUCUCGAGAAAGAUGCGCACAUACGUUCUCAGCUGCGUGAGCUGAACGAGGAUCCUAACAUCGAGAUCGCCAUCGUGCCAAUCAUGUUAUGGUCUGACUCAACACACCUGGCAAGUUUCGGGUCUGCAGCACUUUGGCCAAUAUACGCGUACUUCGGGAGCUUAUCCAAGUAUGUACGCGGUAAACCCAGUUCAUUUGCCACACACCAUCUUGCAUACCUACCGAUGUUACCAGACACAAUUCAGGACUUCUACCGGGAAACUUUCGGCAUUGCUGCCACCACUGCUGUUCUCAAAUACUGCAAACGCGAACUGAUGCAGGCCAUCUGGCUGCUGUUGCUUGACCUGGAGUUCAUACAUGCGUACGAGCAUGGCAUACUCAUACACUGUGGCGAUGGGAUCCUGCGACGACCUAUUCCGCUGACUACCCAGAGAAAAUUCUGCUCACAUGCAUAA